Lactuca saligna is the source of this 297-nucleotide messenger RNA. The record is from the annotation of a GenBank genome assembly. NCBI's taxonomy places the organism in Eukaryota, Viridiplantae, Streptophyta, Magnoliopsida, Asterales, Asteraceae.
AUGUGGCACUUAAGGUUGUCAAGCACGUCGUUCGACCCAAUGGUGGUUUAUGAUGGACACCCUACAUUGUUUACCAUCAAGCUACAUCAUGGAGGUGAGUUCACAAAGUUUCCAAAUGUCAACUACAUUGAGGGUAUUGUGACGUACGUAGAUAUGGUGGAUAUAGAAGAGUUUUCUAUUCACGAGAUGGAUGCGAUUAUGAAAGGGUUAGGAUACUCAGUUCCUCCAGUUAUCUACUAUCAUUUUUUUAGUGCCAAAGGGAGACAUGCAUUUUGGGCUACGGGCCCUAGGAAAUGA